UCGACAUCAUCGUUCGUCUCGUGCGCUGCGUGUUUAUUAUCAUUUGGUGGACGCGGUUGGCGUUACCUGCGGGGAUGGCAUAUUCUGCGUCCAUCAGUAAUGCCACAGCAUAGAAGGACAUCAGCUUGCGUCAUCAAGAUUGUUUAUAAAGCUGUGUCAGCACAUCUCACCUUUGCCGAAGACUUCAAUUGCGGCACACUUGAGCUUGGGCGUUAGGACCACUAAACACAUGAGUCGUCACACCCUGCUUUCCUGCGAUAAUUUUUGCGACGAGAUUAAGCACCAUCAUCUUGCGUUAUCUUCAGAACAGCAUGUGCUGAAUACGUGUACGCACCAACAACUUUACACCGACGAUGGAGCUCUUCUUAUCACAGUGAAGGACGAAGAUCGAGAUUUCUUUCAAGAAGACGCGAGCGAGGUACUUCAAGAAACGAAGAUGAACCUUCCGACCAACGAUAUCGCUUCUAUACCUUCAGAAACUUUGACAUCUCUAGGUACGCAAAUGGGAUACGGUGAGGAGACACCUCAUUCCUGCAACACCUAUGAAGAUCAUGACGAAGUAACGAAGAGAAAACGCAUGUUCACUGACACAAACAGUAGGGACGGCUCCCUUCAAGAACCGAAGCCGAACUUUCGUAGAAACGUUAUCGUGACCGGUAGGGCGACAAGGUUUCGCAGAGGGAGCGAAAAUACGAAUAUGAAAUUUUCAUGUGCGCGCAUAUGGACUGGUGAGAGGACGCAGCACACCUGCGAUGGCGAAGAAAAUAUUCAUGUCACAAUAAACAACAAAUACAGCUGUCCACUUGACGAAGACAGUGAAGGUAUUGCGAUUCAAGAAGGGAAGACCAACCUUCGUAGCAACGGUAUUGCGAGCGACACGGCAAUUAAGCUUUGCGGGGGACGACAAUCCUACCAGGGCCCAAGUACUCCAGGUACCUACAUAGGAUACGGCGAGAUGACGCAGCCCAUGAACAUCCAUAAAAGCGUUCUUGUCACAAUAACGAACGAAUACUGCAGUUCUGUUGACGAAUGCAAGGGAGGCAAUGUGUUCCAAGCAGCGGACACCGACCUUUGCACAAACUGUGUCAAGAGCGAUAGGACGACAGCGUUACGUAGAAGAGAAAAGUCUGACCGACGCUCAAAAUAUUCUGGGGCGCAUAUGGGUUAUUUCGAAGGGACACCGGAACGCCACAACAACGAUGGUUUACUCCUUGUCACGAUAACGAACAAAUGCAGUGAUUUAAUUGACGGAGGCGAUGGGGAUGAUGUGGGUCAACAAAAGAACACGAACAUUUGUACCAGCGGUUUUACUAGCGCUAGAGCGACAAAGCUGCAUGGGAGAGCCGUCUCCCACCAGGGCCCGGGGUGUGCAGUUCCGCUUGCGAAGUAUAGUGAGCGUACAGCGCAGACCUACAAGGCUGAAGGCGAUUUAUUUGAAGGAGACGAGGCGGUUGGUAACAUUACCUUAAACUUCAUUACGAACAGUACGGCAACAAUGCCACUCAGGAGAGAGAAGGCAGAUGAAAGCGACGCACCGAAAAAAAGUGAAACAAGUGGGAAACGCUGCAAUGAACAUUGCACGUCCACGGCAAAUUCUCAAUGUCUGCGACGCAGACACGGCAAAGGCACCAGUCUCUACAGUGAGACGAUACGUAACCAGGGGAACUGCACGAAAUCUCAGGGAAUGCGAAACUCAGAUCAAAACUUUCAGAGUGAUCCGAUCCGAGCGUCCGAUCGGGGUAUACCGAAAGAGCAACCGUUACGGAUCAGAGACUGGAUCGGCGUUCCUCACAGCAGUGGUGGCCACGCACAGGUAGAGAAAAAAAAUAUCGCUCAAGUAUUUCCCCAUCAUUAUGGACAACGUGUGCACCCUUAUGUUUCUCCUUGUGUCAGCUCCUGCUAUUGUGGAUAUCGUGUCCAACGAAGUGAGUGUGAAGAAACGGGCCUGACAUCCAUGAAGUGCUAUGAUUUUGCUGGCACGCAGUUAGGGCAUGCGAAUGUUUCAGGGCAUAAUUCUAAUGCUAGACACUGCCUGGAUAAUUCAAGGCAGGACGGUUGGGCUCUAUAUGUGACGCCUUGUGACAGCGCCCGACAUAUACCGUCAUGUGCCAGGUAUGAACUGAUAUGAAACCUAACUUAUGAACGUAUAUGAAAAUUAUAUAGCAUCGAUCUCCGCACAACAUGUGCCGUAUCACGCGUGCCUGAUCUUAGACACCUGAAAUUGGGUGAAUAACUCCUUAUUAAAUAUGGUUUAUGUUCGUGC
Ornithodoros turicata is the source of this 2263-nucleotide messenger RNA. RefSeq lists its product as uncharacterized. NCBI's taxonomy places the organism in Eukaryota, Metazoa, Arthropoda, Arachnida, Ixodida, Argasidae. Bases 230 to 2128 code for a protein of 632 amino acids. The transcript has 2 exons. The record is from RefSeq and is a predicted model, not a curated record.